Zymoseptoria tritici IPO323 is the source of this 2712-nucleotide messenger RNA. Its product is annotated as NEDD4 family E3 ubiquitin-protein ligase. The coding region runs from base 223 to 2712 and encodes 829 amino acids. Gene Ontology annotation, molecular function: protein binding; ubiquitin protein ligase activity. The transcript is spliced from 7 exons. Lineage: Eukaryota; Fungi; Ascomycota; Dothideomycetes; Mycosphaerellales; Mycosphaerellaceae. The record is from RefSeq and is a predicted model, not a curated record. Gene Ontology annotation, biological process: ubiquitin-dependent protein catabolic process.
CAUCCAUCGGUCUGAACCUGAACCCCACGGCACGGCACACCUCACUCUCGACCGCAGCUCAAUCAUCAACACGCCCUUGCACAUCAAUCCACACGAUCCGCCAAUACCACUCGCUUCAGUUCGCCCUCCAUCUCCGCAUUCGCGCAUCCGACUCGGCGCAUGGUACAUCGACAGCGACGGCCGACAUCACGCGGAGAGUGAACCCCGGGCACAGGCAACAUCAUGGAGCUUCCUCCGCAGCCCAAUCUGCGAGUCACCAUCAUUGCGGCAGAUGGCUUGUACAAGAGAGAUGUCUUUCGCUUCCCGGACCCAUUCGCAGUCGCAACCAUCAGCGGCGAGCAGACGAGGACAACCGGGGUGAUCAAGAAGACGCUGAACCCAUACUGGAAUGAGAGCUUUGAUAUGCGCGUGACCGAGGAGAGUAUACUCGCAGUACAAAUCUUUGACCAGAAGAAGUUCAAGAAAAAGGACCAGGGCUUCCUCGGAGUGGUCAACGUCCGGGUCGGCAGUGUUAUUGACCUCGAUGCUGGUGGUGAUGAAAUGAUUACGAGAGAUCUCAGAAAAUCCAACGAUAACCUCGUCGUCAACGGGAAGCUGAUACUCAACCUGUCCACCAACCUGCGAGCGCCAAUCGCGAACGGAACAUCUACCACAGGACGUCCGGCCGCCCCAUCGACUGCGCCAUCCACGAACGGAGCCGCCUCUGUCUCGACCCCUACGGCUGCCCAAUCCGUUGCAUCACUGCAAGCCGACCGACCUGUGAGCACCAGCGGCUCAGCACAGCCGAACAGAAACAGUACUGUUCCAGCUGCUCCGGCCGGCACCACACCCGCAGCGAACGGCACGAGCGCGCCGGCUAGACGAGGAAAUGAGUCGGGAUUCAGUGCGUUUGAAGAUGCGCAAGGCAGGCUGCCACCCGGUUGGGAGCGCCGUGAGGACAACUUGGGAAGGACGUACUAUGUGGAUCAUAACUCGAGGCAGACGACGUGGAUCCGUCCUACGGCGAACUACAAUGCUGGAGAACAGCGUGCUCAAUUGGAACAGCAGACCAAUGCGGAGCGCACCAGGCAUCAGAACCGUAUGCUGCCGGAGGAUCGCGCUGGAGCAAAUUCGCCUACACUAUCCGACAGGGUGCAGGCCUCACCUCCUGCACAUACUCCUGCCGCAGCACCUGGAGCUGCCGCCGCCGCCGCAGGAUCCACCACGCCCAACAAUGCCAGUGCAGCUCAGAUGGUCGCGACCGGUGCUACUACCGCCGGUACAGGCGAACUUCCGGCUGGCUGGGAGCAGCGUCACACACCAGAAGGACGUGCCUAUUUCGUGGACCACAACACGCGCACGACUACCUGGGUUGAUCCGAGGCGGCAGCAGUACAUAAGAAUGUACGGCCAGAACGCUGCGGGUAACAGCACUAUCCAGCAGCAGCCAGUCUCGCAACUCGGACCUCUUCCCAGCGGAUGGGAGAUGCGUUUGACCAACACUGCGCGAGUGUACUUUGUGGAUCACAACACGAAGACGACGACGUGGGAUGAUCCUAGAUUGCCAUCUUCACUGGAUCAGAACGUGCCGCAGUAUAAGCGUGAUUUCAGGAGGAAGCUCAUCUACUUCCGAUCGCAGCCCGCACUGAGGAUCUUAUCCGGACAAUGCCAUGUCAAGGUCAGGCGUACUCAUAUCUUCGAAGACUCGUAUGCGGAGAUCAUGAGACAGAGUCCAAACGACCUCAAGAAGAGGUUGAUGAUCAAGUUUGAUGGUGAAGACGGUCUCGAUUAUGGUGGCUUGUCGAGAGAAUUCUUCUUCCUCCUUUCCCACGAAAUGUUCAACCCAUUUUACUGCCUGUUCGAAUACUCCGCCCACGACAACUACACCCUCCAAAUCAACCCUCACUCCGGCAUCAACCCCGAGCAUCUCGGCUACUUCAAAUUCAUCGGCCGUGUUGUCGGUCUCGCCAUCUUCCACCGCCGCUUCCUCGACGCCUUCUUCAUCGGCGCCUUCUACAAGAUGAUUCUCCGCAAGAAGGUCAACCUUCUCGACAUGGAGGGUGUCGAUGCUGAAUUCCACCGCACGCUCAGCUGGGCGAUGGAGAAUGACAUUACGGAUGUCAUCUACAGCACUUUCUCCGUCGAGGAUGAACGCUUCGGCGAAAAGGUCACUGUCGAUCUGAAGCCCGGCGGUCGCGAUAUUGAAGUCGACAACGACAACAAGAAGGAGUACGUCGAGCUCAUCACCGAGUGGCGCAUUCAGAAACGUGUUGAAGAGCAAUUCAAUGCUUUCGUGGCGGGUUUCCACGAGUUGAUUCCCGCGGACUUGGUGAAUGUUUUCGAUGAGAGAGAAUUGGAGUUGUUGAUUGGUGGUAUUGCGGACAUCGAUGUCGAUGAUUGGAAGAAGCACACCGACUACCGCGGCUACACCGAGAGCGAUCUCGUGGUGCAGAACUUCUGGAAGUGCAUCCGCGGCUGGGACGCCGAGCAGAAGUCCCGUCUCCUUCAAUUCGCCACAGGAACAUCACGUAUUCCCGUCAACGGCUUCAAGGACCUGCAAGGGUCGGACGGGCCGAGAAGGUUCACGAUUGAAAAGUCGGGCGAGGAAACGCAGUUGCCCAAGUCGCAUACUUGUUUCAAUCGGUUGGAUCUGCCGCCGUAUAAGAGUUAUGAGGCGUUGAAUACGAAAUUGACGUGGGCGGUGGAGGAGACGGUUGGGUUUGGGCAGGAGUAG